Molecule: messenger RNA, 1666 nt
Organism: Maylandia zebra (zebra mbuna)
Lineage: Eukaryota; Metazoa; Chordata; Actinopteri; Cichliformes; Cichlidae
Source: RefSeq, a predicted model, not a curated record
CGGUGUAAAUAGAAAAACUACUUCUUAGUUGUGCGUCAGCGGAGAGACGGAGGAGCGCGAUGUGGCCGCGGGGUUAGUUCAGAGAGAUUAAAGGCGAUCAGCUGGAUUCAUGAUGAAGAUGAAGAUGUGUGCGCUGUUUGUGAUCCUCGCUCUCGCGUCCCAGCAUGCAUCAGGGGUGGAGGUGUUUGAGGGGGAGGAGUCUGUCCUGCUGCCCUGUAACAUGGUUGUUCCUAAGGAUCAUGCGAUUGUGUGGAAACGCGAAGAUCUGUCUUCUCAGAUCGUUCACGCCAUCGUGGAGGGAAAAGAUGACAUUACCAACCAAAACGAGCGUUACUCCAGCCGAACAUCAAUGUCCGCCGACGCCCUGCAGACCGGAGACCUCAUCAACCAAAACACGCGCUACUCCAACCGAACAUCAAUGUCCGCCGACACCCUGCAGACCAGAGACCUCAGCCUCACUCUGAGGAAGCCCACGUUCACCGACAGUGGGACCUACGCCUGUGUCACCCGCAAACAUGGAGCGGACCAGCAGAGGACUGAAGUCCAGCUGAAGGUCAAAGAACGUCCUGUCUGGCCCAAAGUCCUCCCCGCUGUCCUGGUUCCUGUGGUUCUCCUCGGUGCUGUCGUUGUUUUCCUCCUGUAUCGCGUGACACAAAGAGAGAAGCUCAUGACAGUGGGUCAGCUGACACCACUGGAGGUGAUGGAGGGGGCGCCGUCUGUCCUGCUGCCCUACACACACACAUGCUGCCUGGGUGAGGUCGUCAAAGUGGAGUGGUUCUUUGUGACGCAUGAAAACAAGAAGGUGUGCGUGUUUGAGAACGGUCAGAUCAAACGUGACCAACAGCACACAGAUUACAGAGAGCGCGCAGAGAUGGAGUCAUUCCCACCCAAGGAGACGAAGACCGACCAGCUGAAUCGGCCUGAAGUUGACCUCAGCCUGACCCUGAGGAACCCCGUCUGUGCAGAUGGAGGAGUUUACCUCUGCAUCCUCCACGACAGGGCUGUGAACACCAUGAAACUCAAGCUAGUGCCGCUCCUGGUCAAAGAGCCCCUGAUGACGACCAUUAAAGCUGCAGUCGGGAGACGCAACAAGGCGGCCCAGCGCUUGCCUUCAUUUCGUGUGUCUAAAGGAAAGAAGAACGUUGCAGAAUCUCAUCCACUGAACAGUCAGCCAGUCUGAUGCGAUGAAGCUGGAGAUGAUGAAGAGGAGGCUGCCGUCAGCUCGUCCUUCUCCAUGGAUGUGAAACAGGAAGCUCAGUGUAACAGCUGAAGCUGUCUCUCAUGUAUGAACUAACGAUGGAGCGUUGUCCUCUCAGUUUCUUCUUCUUCUGUCUGCUGCAGACUCUGCAUUGAUCACAUGACCCACCCGCUGUUUUACUUUUACCUGUGUCUGCAUGUUAGUGGAUCAGCAUCAUGCAUGUUCAUGCGGCCCUCUGUGAUCUUCACACUGAGCAUCAUCAUCAUCCCACUGUCAGAGAGGACCAAUCAGAGCUCAGCUCCUGGCUGUGUCUGCAGACUGACCUCAGAUCAGCACAAAGCUGUGUAACACGUCCUCAGAGGUCAGCUGGAUCUGCUCAGUGUGACGCUCUCUGUCAAUGGAAAAUUGUACUUAGUAGUCAGUAUAAUCUUUUAGUGAUAUAAGUUUGCAUAUGGUAGAAUACUGCAU